CGGAUAGAAUUACCUGGAGGCCUUUACUUUGACACAUGUGCUUUAAAGGGACAUAGAAGUUGAAAGAAGAGUCCUGUUUUCUUGAGAUGCGCUCCACAAACAGGACUGUUUGCUCCUUUGUUCCUUUAGGAACUCUGCAUCCACUGAAAAACCAUCUCCAGCUUAUUUUCCUCAAAGUGACUGAAAUAUGCUGUUCCACAUUAGAACAUUUUUAUCUUAAAUUUGCAUAAAUUAUUUCCCAGGAAUAAGCCGACAGUUUUCUGACGGACACUGAUAUGUCUGUGAAGGUUCUCAGUCUUCCAGGGGGUUGAGCCAUAACACUGUGAGACAUUCCUUCAGCUACGUUUGAUGAUGACCCUCAGUUUACUUUUAUGCUUGAAGAAGUAAUGACGACAUCUCUGGUAAAAGGGUGAAACUCCUGCUAAAAUGAUUCAUUGGCUCCUCUGGAAUCUGCUGCAGGCUCUCGGUGGUCCUGCAGUCCAGACUGACAGACCUCCGGGAGCCUCACAGUCACAGUCAGUCGGCUGCUGUUGACCUCACUGACUUCCCCUCACAGCUCUGCAUGCUUCCUGCUGCCUGACAAAGCUGCAGUUUCCAUGUUUGUGUCUUCAGGCUGCAGGUCUUUGUGGAAGCUGCUUCACAUGCUCCUCUGAAGUUCUGCUCUUUUACCAACAGGUCUCAUCAUACAAAGCUGACACGUGACGUCAGCCUUUGGAUUCAGUGAAGAGGAAGAAGAGCAGCAGUGAAGUUCGUCCACAUCUGAUGAUCUGCUUUGGUUUUUAAAGCAAUACUUAGAUAGAAAUAUGGGGAGGGGGCAUUAUUUUAACCUGUAAACAGUGACUAAUGUAAUGACCUGCACUAUUCUAACUAACAAGCAAACAAUAUUUUGUUUCCCUGCAUGUUUAUGAGAGUGUGUGAAAUCUAUGAAAUACUUCCAAAGGAUUUGAUAAGACAGAAACAUUGACAUUUUUGACAGUUCUGUGGCUCCUGUUUGCGGGUCUGAUGCCAGGAGAAUGGAUUGAUGUGACUGAACCGAAGUGUGUCUUUGUUUGUCUGAGGACUCCAGAGUGGUCAUGUGUCCUGAACGCUGCUUAUGUGUCCGGUCCUUUUUAGACACUCGGUGUGAGACUUGGUGGGCGCUCGGCCGGAAUGUGCGCCUCCGUGUCAUAGGAGUCUGUCAUCCGGCUGAGCAGCUUUGCGCGCCAUCUCUGUCUGAACGACAGAGGAAGGCCGGCCGACUCCACCUCUGAUCAGACACAUGGAAGCUCCAACCAUGAAGGGUGAGCGCCAGCACGCCCGCCAGCACGCGCGCCAGCAGGAGGAAAGCAAAUAAACGGCGGCGAAGGACGCGAGGCUCCGUCAGAGGAAUCAGAUGUCUGUCGUCGUUCUCAGCAGCCCCGCAUCUCUCUGCGCAUCGAACCCGAACCCUGAGAUGGCCAUCAAGAGCGAAGAGGAGGACACGUGUAGAGGAGAUGCCCACACAACCUCCUCUGACCCGCUCUGGUCUUACCUCCCGCCAUGUGUCAAAAACCCUGAAGAUCACCUCAAUUCUGGAGGCAAAGAGGAGUGCGCCAUGACGCAGCAGCUCGACGCGUCCAAACGGGAGGAUUAUGAAGCGACACAACCUGAUGCGGGACUACAGAGUGGCGGGAAUAGUCUGAGCGGGAGGACUGAAUCAGAUGAUGAGGAGGAGGUUGUCAGUUUGGUACUUUCUGAUGACUCCGGCCAGUGCGUCACGGAGGACGAGUCCCACUACAUUACGACGCACGAGAUCGAGCUGUCGGAGCUGUCUGACCACGAAGGCGACUACGACCUCGGGGUGGGCUCCUCCACCAGCUGGGACAUCGAGGAUGACAGUCGGGUGUACUCCUUUGUGGAUUAUACUUUCGAUGGCGCUGGAGCGGCGGGGCUAAGUUCUGCGCGCGCUCGGGGCGCAUCAGCAGUAGUCAGCACUCUGCGUGAAAGCGAUCCGUCUGAGAAGUUCCCCAGCUCAGAUGAGAACAUAUGGAAGCCUCAGCAGCAGCAGCAGAUGAGCGGAGACAGCGCGGGACAGAUCUGCCUGUCAAUCAGAGCCACUUCACGAGCUAUAAAUGACCCCGGCAACAUUCAAGAACACGAAAACAUUCUUUAUCAUGCCAGGCGCUCCGGAGACAUGAGCCGUUAUGUGUUCAGAGGAGUGGAAGGGAAGGCAGAAACGCUGUGUGACAGAGCAAAGUGCUUUAUAGCCGCGCCGGGACGGAUGCACUUCGGCGGCAAAUUAAGGGGGAAGGAGGUCACAGAGUAUUCCAGCGGCACGUCCAGCGCUGUCAGUGAGCUGGACGAUGCUGACAAGGAGGUACGCAAUCUGACAGCCAGGGCCUUCAAGAGCCUGGCCUACCCUUACUUUGAUACCAUUAACUUCAGCACCUCCAGCGAGUCCUCUGCGUCAGAGCACGGCCGAGGCAGAAAUCGGUGGUCCACCUUUGUCGACCUGAAAUAUGGAAACGUCAACAUGUCACAGGGGCUUGACCCGAGUGUCUGUCAGAACUCAGCAGCCUCUUUUGAAAUAGCCAACAGUAUCGACAAUAGAGGUUAUAAAGGUCUGGCACUGGCACACAUCAAACCCCCCACCAGCAAGAUCUUCACUAUAAGUGGCAGCCCCCGCGGGGCCUCGUCAUCCACACAGAAGAUCCAGCUGAUGGGGAAGUUUGGUCAGAGCAGCAGUGGGCUCAUUAGACUGACAGAGACCCUGAAUUUCCGCUGUAAUGUCAAAGCAGGAAUGUCUGGGGGAGAAAGGCGCACUAACUUCGCGCAAAACCCUGCAGGAUCACGUUCCACAGAUGAGGUUACCAACACUUUGCUAAGGAGUCAGGACAGAGGGGCCAGCAAGCCACCCCUCAAUACCAUGGAAGACAUGCAGAAGAAGUCAGUGUUCGCGUCUAGCCUCAUUAAAAAUGUUCUUUCCAAAAAGAUGCAGUUUGAGCAGGAGCGGAAGAUGGAGCGCGGAGAGAUCAGUGAGCAGCAGCAGCAGCAGCCUUCCCCGCUCCAUGCGCACCAGGAGGGCCCGGACAGCCUCGAGGGGAAGGGGAGCCGGGAUCUGCGCAGUCACAGCUCCAGGCUGUCCGAGAGCAGCUCCGACUGCGCUCCCGCGUGCGUGGAACAGCUAGGGGACUUUGUGGACAGUGGCUCAUGUGAUACCAGGAGCAGCCACUCUUGGAGGAAAGAGUCGACCGCGCUCGCUCCAGAAACGAAUUUAGCGUCGGAGAAUGAAGCUGCUAUCGAUACUAAAAAAGGCGCACUGGGAGCGUCUAAAAGCACGCUGCUUCGCAGCCAAAAUAGCGCCUUCAGAUGCUGGAAGGACGGGGAGCUAGAGUUUCAAAAGGAUCAUAAAAACGAUCAAACUGUGCAGGACAGGUCGCCUUCAGCUGAUGAGGGGGGUCGGUGCGCAGCAGGCAGCAGCAAACUGACGAAAAUGUCUCAUUUGUUUGUUCCAAGUAUCCAGCUGCUGUCCAGCGAGGAGGAAGGCGGACCCCUGCAGCGCGGAGAUCCUUCUCAAAGUGGGGAUGACGCGGGGAUAACACGGCGCGCUGACAACACCUUCUACACCUCAGAGUCCAGGAGCUUGGCCACAUCCAAAUCUCCGGAAAUUAAAAUAAACCUGAGGAGCGUCAGAGACAAUAAAACUGAGCCUUUCGGAGUCUCCAAACUGCGCGCUCCUAAUUUAGACUCCAAGGCGCCGAGCCUCAGCAGAGCAGAUGACUUCAGAUGCCAAGCGCUGGCUGCAGCUUUGAAGGGUGAGUCUUCAGACAAAGUUCCACAUUUCAUGGUCAGAGACAUCCGGGAGAAUAAGGGGAAGUUACAAACACCAAUUCACCAAGUCAGAGAUGUGCGUAAAUUGGUCAAAAGUUCGUAUCACUUUGUUUCUUUGGAUAACAGCGAACAUAAGUCUGACAGUGAGCAAAGGAAGCACGCGCACCACAGAAAUCUCGACACUGUGUCCCCCAUAGUGAUAAAAUGUCAAUCUGUAAACACCAAUUACUCUGGGAAACAUUCUGGAAAUGUGGAACCAACCAGACAGGAGUCCUUUGACUCCGACAAAGUGACUCCGGGGGACGCUAAAAGUGAUCCACCGCAGAGAGCAGCGGGCACAGCACCAACAACGACCUGCAGCAGCUCCUCAGAGGAAACCCCUGCACUCAGAGCAGAGAGCGCACUGACACCAAAGAAGAAGGAAAAAGAUUCUGAUGUUGCAGACAAGAAGUCUAAACUCACUAAUCAAGGGGCUUUGGAAAAGCUCCAGGCUGCUGUGAAAACCAUGGAGCAGCUGUAUGUGUUUGAAAAAAAUGAAUGGAAGAGAAAGAGCGAGCCGGAGCGCCUGACAGACAGCCACGUGCUGUCACUCCUGGCCAGUGAGGAGCUGGGUGGAGAUGACGGCGAGGAGGUCAGAAGAGACUCCCAUCCCAGAACCGCAGCCUCCCCCGGCUCUGACGGUCCAGUCAGCAGAGAAGACGACUCGUGCAGGUGUCCUUAUCCAUCCAGCAGCCACGACCACUCACUGCUUUUUAAGUCACAUCAAGCAGUAAAUGUAACAGGCAGCAGAAACAGCAACAAUCGUAGUUCUAACUUCAAGUUCUGUGCAGCUCCAAACAUCCACCAGUCAAACAGCUUCACUCAAACCCCUUUCAGUGACAGAAACCUGCCCCCCAAGUCCCCCAAGCUGCCCCUCUCUUUAAAGAUUAGUCACAAAAAUGAGGCAGGAGAAGUGAAAGACGAGGAGAAGUUCCAUGUUUCAAGUGCAUUAUCUGAUAACUACUUAACUAUUCCAGUCAAAUCACACCUGAUGAAAAGCAAACAACCUCCACCUGCUGGCAAGACUCCCGGAUACACGUUUUCUACCCAACAGCCGAGUCCUCCACCGAAACAUCAGGGAUCCUGGAGCCAGGAGAGGUACACGGCACACUCCGGCCACGGGACAGAGACUCCUCCCGCUGCCGCUAUCUAUCACUCCAUCCCGCUGGGGAUGUCCAGCAGCCAGCCGCAGAUGUACUGCUUUUCACCCAUCAUGACCCCAGCUCCCACCCUGGAACCCUUUCAGGCCACUCAGAGGAAGAUGCUCCUGGACCCCACCACUGGAAACUACUAUCUGGUAGACACUCCUGUGCAACCGGCCACAAAACGCCUCUUUGACCCAGAAACAGGCCGAUAUGUGGACAUGCCCAUCCCACAGCCUCCCAUGACUCCUCUACCCAUGCCCAUCUCACCAAUGGCCCUCAGCCCUGGAGCGUACGGCCAGACCUACAUGAUCUACCCCAGCUUCAUGCCGGGGCCCGCGGUGAUCCCUUCCCGGGCGCUGGUGCACUCGCAGAUGUCGGUGCCAUCAGAGGCAGAGAGCAUGGAGAAGGCCUCGCAGCAGAAUGAAGGGGUGUACAUGGAGAGCCCCUUCUACAUGUCCACAGGAAAAUACCAUCAAGCAGCCUCAGGGACGCAGCAGCAGCAUGGCGCCGCUGCCAGCAGGCCUCAGCAAACGCCGUGUGCCGUCACACAGCCCAUUAUAAGUAUAACCUCCCAACAAGGACCCAGGAUCAUUGCCCCGCCCUCGUUUGACGGGACAACCAUGAGCUUUGUGGUGGAGCACAGAUGAACUGACAUGAAAUGGGAAAAAGCUGGACUCCUUCGGGUUUGGACUCCUUCGGGUUUGGACUCCUUGGGUUUGGACUCCUUCGUGUUUGGACUCCUUCGUGUUUGGACUCCUUCGGGUUUGGACUCCUCGGGUUUGGACUCCUUCAGGUUUGGACUCCUCGGGUUUGGACUCCUUGGGUUUGGACUCCUUCGUGUUUGGACUCCUCGGGUUUGGACUCCUUCGUGUUUGGACUCCUCGGGUUUGGACUACUCGGGUUUGGACUACUCGGGUUUGGACUCCUCGGGUUUGGACUCCUUCGUGUUUGGACUCCUCGGGUUUGGACUCCACAGGUCCACAGGUUUCCACCCGCAUUUUGGCUUUUUUCACGGUGCGACCCUCCUGCUGUCUCACCAACACACGUCAGUCAGUCAGUCAGUCAGUCAGUCAGUCAGUCAGUCAGUCAGUCAGUCAGUCAGUCGAACGUCUCCUCUGUUUGGAGCUUGAUCAUUGAAACAAUGGUAAGAAAAGAAACAGAAAUGUAAUUGUCUCUCUGCAGUAGUUUGAUGGUAUUUUGUAUAUUUUUGAAGUGACACAUUUUUGUUUGAAUUUGUUUCUGCUUUAAUAUGGUCUAAAGCACUGAAAAGUGUGACUGCUCCACUCCCUCACAUCCCUUCCUUCAGAUGAAGCUUUGCUGACAGCUCAGUGCCUCACUAUUUUAGAUUAAAAUCUGCAUUGUCUACACCAUUUUCAUUUUUUUGUGUUAUAAUUUUUGACACCAAACAGUGAGAGUUGUUUGUUGGUGUGUUUAAAACAGAAGGAUCUGCUGGACAGUCCAUCAAUUAUUUUUUAGCAAAAAAAAAAAAAAAAAAUCAAAACUGAUGACUUUCUUUAUAUGCUCAAACAUGAUUUUUAUAAACUGUGUUGACACAUUUAAGAAAAUGUUGCAAAUCUGUUGAAGUUGAAUGAGCCACAACGAAACUGAGUCACAUAGUUGUUGUGAGUUGUAGUCUUAAACAGUUUUGUCACAGAAGAUGCUUCGCUGUGGUCUUUGUGUCCAGUUUAUGGGAGUGUGUUGUUGUUCCAUGUGUGUGUUUGAGAAACACAACAUUGUUGCACGUGCUGAAGUUUGAGUGAAGUUGACUGGAUGGGAUUGUCUCCGUGUUUUAAGGGGCCAUACCCUGAUUUUCUUAAUCCUUUCAGAGUGAACUAUAUUCAUAUAUAUGAUCAUAUAUAUGUCUAUAUCCAUAUAUUACCUUUGAAACUCUAAGAAACAAAUUGUUUAUAAAAUAUUAGUCAUCUUUGUGAGUUUUUUCCUACCCGAAGUAAAACGACUGGAUUCCUGAAGCUCCGCCUGCUGCUGCGUGUGGGUGACGCCCACUUUGGGGUUCUUUAUAGAGGGGAAUGAACAGUGAAACACUCUUAGAAGCUCAACAAGUUGUUUUUUCAAAGUAUGGCCCCUUUAAUGUCAGAUCAGAUGUUGGUUCAAAAUCCUUUUCAGAAAUGUUGAACUCACAUUUCUUGAAAAACUAUUAUCUGUGAUGCUUUAAAAUUCCACUCAUAUUGAUCAACAUGCAACCAUACGGACAAAUGUCAUAUUUUAGUCGUAUGUUUAACUUGAUCAUAGAGGUGAGAGUGACUUCAGGUGAAUCUGUUUUUGUAACUCACUCCUCCUGUCUUCCUGUCCUGCUUGGAGCGCUGUAUCAUUUUACGGAUGUGUGUCAGCAGUGUUUGAAAGUGCAUGAUGAUUUUGUUCAUCUGGGCCAUGAUGUGAACUGUCUACUAUGCUCUGCUGUUGGUAAUCAGAUGGUUCUGUGUUUGAAGAUUUUCUUUCUUUUCUGGAAAACAGUUUGUGAGAGGAUAUGCAAGUAGGGUUGUCUUGAGAGAAACAAGGAUUAUUUUUAGAUUAUGGAAAGAAAGUGAGUGCACUGUGAAGAGAGCGCAGGGAUUUUAUUUGGAGCACAUCAAUAAACUGAUUAAAAAACUGUCUCACAUCUCUGAAGUUUCUUUAAAGUGAAAUCAAACAAAUUCAGAACACAGAGAGAAGACAAACUUGAAGAAGACUGGUUGGCUUUGCUUCC
Molecule: messenger RNA, 7677 nt
Organism: Oryzias melastigma (Indian medaka)
Lineage: Eukaryota; Metazoa; Chordata; Actinopteri; Beloniformes; Adrianichthyidae
Gene: lg18h4orf54
Product: linkage group 18 C4orf54 homolog
Exons: 2
Coding region: 1373-5620 (1415 amino acids)
Source: RefSeq, a predicted model, not a curated record